GUGGAAUUGAUCUGGGAAGAUGCCCUGUUCAUGUUUGAAUAUUUUAAGCCCAAGACCCUUCCUGAGUUUGACAGCUAUAAAACCAGCACCGUCUCUGCUGACCUAGCCAAUCUUCUGAAGAAGAUGGCCACUAUUGUCCCUCAAACAGACAAGCCUAUGCUCAGAUUGGAAGAAGUGUCGAGUUACAUUGAAGGGACCUUGAGCAAGGUGCCAGCCCUCCCGGAAGGUGCUGACUUCUCUCCUCCAGUGGUGACUGAGCUGUACUACCUCCUGGCUGACUACCACUUCAAGAAUAAGGAACAGUCCAAGGCCAUCAAGUUCUACAUGCAUGACAUCUGCAUCUGCCCAAACAGGUUUGACUCGUGGGCAGGGAUGGCUCUGGCCCGGGCCAGCCGCAUUCAGGAUAAGCUGAACUCCAAUGAACUGAAGAGCGACAGCCUCAUCUGGAAGCACUCCAGCCCAGUGCUGAGCUGCUUCAGACGAGCCCUUGAGAUCGAUGGCUCCAACCUCUCGCUCUGGAUAGAGUACGGCACCAUUUCCUACGCUCUGCACUCGUUCGCCUCCCGGCAGCUGAAGCAGUGGAAAGCGGAGCUGCCCUCGGAGGUGGUGCAGCAGAUGGAAGAGCGGCGCAACAGCAUGUUGGAAACGGCCCAGCACUGCUUCACGUCGGCUUCCCACUGCGAGGGUGACGGAGACGAAGAAGAAUGGCUGAUCCACUACAUGCUGGGGAAGAUUGCGGAGAAGCAGAAGCAGCCCCCGGGAUUCUACCUCUUUCACUACAAGCAGGCGGGUCACUUCCUGCACGAAGAGGCAGCCCGGUACCCCAAGAAGAUCCAUUAUCAUAACCCCCCAGAGCUUGCCAUGGAGGCCCUGGAGGUCUACUUUCGGCUCCACGCAUCAAUCCUAAAACUGGUGGGAAGACCUGACUCGGGAGCAGACGCUGAGCUGCUGGUGACUUUUAUGAAGGAAGCAGCCGAGGGGCCCUUUGCCAGGGGAGAGGAAAAACACACCCCCAAGCUCUCUGAAAAGGAAAAGCUUUGCAUGGCAGAUGAGGACUCGCAUUCUUCUGCAGGAACUCUGCCAGGCCCCGGGACUUCCCUGCUCUCUUCCUCCGGUCCAGGUCUGACUUCCCCACCCUACACAGCCACUCCAGUUGACCACGAUUACGUCAAAUGUAAAAAAAGCCAUCAGCAGGCAACACCGGAUGACAGGAGUCAGGACAGCUCGGCGGUGGGGCUCUCGGACUCCAACUCCACCCAGGACAUCUUUAUGGAGCUUGGCAGCCCCCCGGACAGCACCAAAAAGUCUUCUCCUGAGGGGAGACCCUUGGCUUCCUGCUCGGACCUCACAGCCCCUGGAAAAGAGAGCCUGGCACCCACAGAGGACAGGGGGAAGCCAGAAGACCUCCUGGAGAGCCCUGACGCCUGCCGUGCUGCGGAGCAGAAGCCCCCUCCCCAGGGGCCUUCCAAAGCCUCUGCUCCCCCCCUCCCCCAGGGCGACCCCAAGAGACCAGCCGAGCCCCUCUGCACCAGCCAGUUUGCCGAGGGCCUCCCCACAGACCUGGAGGAACAGCGCACCUUCCUGACCGAGCGCUGCAUUGCUGCCUUCCACCUCUGCCUCAGCCGCUUCCCCCAGCACUACAAGAGUCUCUACCGCCUGGCCUGCCUCUAUGCCUGCAGCCCCACCCAUAAGAAUCUGCCGUGGGCGCGCGAUGUGCUGCUAGGCAGCAGUCUCCCCUGGCAGCAGCUGAAGCACAUGCCAGCACAGGGUCUCUUCUGUGAGAGGAACAAGACCAACUUCUUCAACGGAAUUUGGCGCAUCCCCGUGGAUGAAAUUGACCGUCCCGGUAGCUUCGCCUCUCACAUGAACCGCUCCAUCGUCCUGCUGCUGAACGUGCUGUCCCAACUCAAAGAUUACCCCACCUUGCUGAAAAUCUCCUCUAUGCUGCAGAGGACCCCCGACCAGGGAAAGAAAUAUUUGAGAGAUGCGGAUCGCCAGGUUCUUGCCCAGCGCGCCUUUGUUCUCACCGUGAUGGUGCUAGAGGACAUGUUGCAUGAGCUCAGCGAGGUCUCUGAAGAUCAAAGUGGACAGUGUGGUGACAUUUUGGAGACAAGAAUGACUACUGAUGUCUUUCACAAGGCAAGUGCAGAGGAGGGCCAGGAAGACAUGCCCCCAAAGGCAGCCUUGUCCAGAGAGGAGGGGGUGUCUUGCGACAUUGAAGACGUGGCCCGAGAAGAGGGCCAGGACCAGCCUCUCGCUGCCAUGGAGCCAGCUGAGGGCAAGCCGGAGAAAGAAACGAAAGGAGUGUCUCCAUCAGGCACAGCCGAGCCCAUGGAGUAUGACCAUUUUGCUGCUGAGCCUGAAAAAAUGGAGGCCUCUUCUCUUUAUCCUGAGCUGGCCCAAGCACCCUCUGGCAAGGUCUGCAAGGACAAGGUUCCCGAGAGCCGGACCACGGCAGAGCUAUCCCUGGAGGAUUUGAGCAUCAGCUCGAAGCACCAGCAACUGGAGGCAGGGAAGGCCCAGGGCCAGGCCUGCCCCCCAGAAGAGACCAGCCAGAAGCCCAACCGGAAGAGGAAGCUGGCCGGGGAAACAGAGUCGGGGAAGACCCUUCUUCUGGACGCCUACCGCGUGUGGCAGCAAGGGCAGAAGGUCAUGACCUAUGACCUAGGCAAAAUUGAGAAGAUCAUGUCUGAGACCUACAUGCUCAUUAAGCAAGUUGAUGAAGCGGCAGCUCUGGAACAGGCCGUCAAAUUUUGCCAAGUGCACAUUGGUGCUUCUGCCCAAAAACAGUCAGCCGGAGAUGCUCCUGCCACCCCAAAGCACCCCAGAGACAGCAGGGACCACUUCUUUGCUGCUGCCCCCAAGUCUCUGACGCCCCCCCUGGGGACUGCUGCGGACACUGCCUCCUCGGAGCCGGCAGGGGUGGAGAACCUCCAGGAGAUGCCUCCUACGUCCAGUCUCAGACCUGACAAAGAAGAGGAGAGCAGAUCGGAGUCACGCCUAGCAGGACCACACCAGGAAUCCCCCCUCUGCCACCAGAUGAAAAUGGCUGCUGUCAUCCCCUCUUCUGUUCUACCACCCUGGCAGGUGGAGCUGGAGUCAGCAGGGCAGACAGCGGAUCCAGCAUCCAGUUCCAAGACAGAACUCACGGCAGAUGCGCAUCCCCUGGGGAGGCAGGUCAGCAAAACCAGCAGCAACCGAGUGAAAUCCCGCACCUUGCCCAGCGUACCAAAGCUCUUCAUCCCUUCGUCCAUCUCCAAAUUCCCGCCUGAGAUCACUGUCACUCCGCCAACACCCACCCUCCUGUCCCCAAAGGGCAGCAUCUCGGAAGAGACCAAGCAGAAGCUCAAGUCUGCGAUACUUUCGGCCCAGUCAGCAGCCAACGUGAAGAAGGAGACCCUCUGCCAGCCUGCCCUGGAGGUGGUGGAGACCUCCAGCCAAGAGUCUUCUCUGGAGACGUUCCGGAGCGACCCGACAUAG
Molecule: messenger RNA, 3480 nt
Organism: Protobothrops mucrosquamatus (brown spotted pit viper)
Lineage: Eukaryota; Metazoa; Chordata; Lepidosauria; Squamata; Viperidae
Product: calcineurin-binding protein cabin-1-like
Exons: 19
Biological process (GO): chromatin organization
Cellular component (GO): nucleus
Molecular function (GO): protein binding; nucleosome binding
Source: RefSeq, a predicted model, not a curated record